Messenger RNA from Gorilla gorilla gorilla (western lowland gorilla), 11128 nucleotides. RefSeq names its product palmitoyltransferase ZDHHC11. Lineage: Eukaryota; Metazoa; Chordata; Mammalia; Primates; Hominidae. The record is from RefSeq and is a predicted model, not a curated record. The transcript has 15 exons. Gene Ontology annotation, molecular function: protein-cysteine S-palmitoyltransferase activity. Gene Ontology annotation, cellular component: endoplasmic reticulum; Golgi apparatus. Gene Ontology annotation, biological process: protein targeting to membrane; peptidyl-L-cysteine S-palmitoylation. The coding region runs from base 6337 to 7740 and encodes 467 amino acids.
GGCGCGGGAUCCGAUAGAGAAAGCUAGCUAGACUCCUCCGUGGAGUGGGGUCUUGGAGAACUUUUAUGUCUAGCUAAAGGAUUGUCAAUGCACCAAUCAGCACUCUGUCAAAACGGACCAAUCAAUGCUCUGUAAAACGGACCAAUUAGCUCCCUGUAAAAUGGGCCAAUCAGCAGGAUGUGGGUGGGGUCAGAUAACGGAAUUAAAGCGGGCAGCCGGAACGCCCUGCGGCAACCUGAUUCUAUUCUCUUCUCCACUGUGGAAAGUUUGUUCUUUUGCUCUUAGCAAUACAUCUUGCUGCUGAGUCUGGGUCCGCGCCGCUUUUGUGAGCUGUAACAUUCACCAGGGAGGUCUGCAGCGAAGGUCUGCAGCUUUGCUCUUGAGGCCAGCCAGACCACGAGCCCACCGGAGAGAACGAACAGCUCCAGACGCGCUGUCUCUGAGAGGUGUAAGUAACACUCACCACUAAGGUGUGAAUUGAAGCCAGCGAGACUAGGAACCCACGGGAAGGAAUGAAUAACUCCAGAGGCGUCACCUUGAAGAGCUGUAACACUCACUGCGAGAGUCCGCGGCUUCAUUCCUAAAGUCAGCGAGACCACGAACCCACCAGAAGGAAGAAACUCCAGACGCAUCUGAACAUCUGAAGGAACAAACUCCAGGUACGCCAUGUUUAAGAACUGUAACACUCACUGCGGGGGUCCGCAGCUUCAUUCUUGACAUCAGCGAGACCAAUAACCCACCAAUUCCAGACACACUGCGUCCGGUGCUGCAGGGGGAAAUGCACAGACUCAAAACUGCCAGCUUUGUUCUGAUUGGGAGCUCUGCCUGCCUGACACGCGGCCUGGGCUGAGAAGAGUGGGGCGGUUCACAGGGAGAGUCCCGCGGAGCAGGAGUGCUGUGCGAUGAUAAUGAAAAACAAGAACCGUCUGCCAAAGAGCUGUGCUGCGCUCAAAUGGGGUCUGAAAUAAGGAAUGGGGUCUGAGCCGCCUUGUUCCUUGGCCCUGUUUAAUGGCGAAGCACCUUCUCGGCAGGAGGGCAGGGCUCCCGGGUCCUAGGAGACCCCUUGGUGGGACAGGAGGGCUGGGUGAGCUCCACAGGAGCUCUGUCCACUCCUUCCGCUGUGAGGGUGGCUUUUGCUUCUGGGGCUUCGGGUCGCUGUCGUCUUUGAUGUUGCUGUCCCGUUCACCAGCGAGGGUCUCUGGAGCUGAGAGCUGUCCAGGCUGAAUGCCCAGUGGGCAGUGUGAGGCCAGGAGCACACUGUGUGGGCCCAGCAGGUGCCUUGCAGUGGAGAUUCCCCUCAGUCCUGCUGGCCAGGGGCCUACCCGGUCUCCCUUGGGGCUGUGCCAUCCCUGUGCUUCAGAUUUACUGGGGGGCUGCUUCUCCCUGGUCCUGAUCCCCUGCACUCCCUCAGUCAGCGACCUGGGACCAGGUCAUGAUGGAGCACUGGGCGUUGCAGAGGGGCCAUCCCAGGGCUUCGGUGCCAAGGUGGGACCUGUGGCCAUGGGACAUUGGAGGGUCCAUCAGGCCCUCAGGAACUUUGCCACCUGCAGGUGCGAGAGGGUCCCGUUCUGGCAGUGGGGUCUGGCCCUGGGGUUUCCUAAACAGGAGUGGGGUUUAAUGACAACAGUCUCCAGGGACUCUGGGCAGGAUUGAAGGCUGUGAUGGCAGCCGGCCCGGGGUGGAGGGUGCUCCCCCUGGACAGGACUUGGGCGUAAAGGUUCUGAAGAGCCCAGCGGCAGUACACCCAGCUGAGCCUGCGGAGGCCAGGGUAUCCGCAUGGGAAUCUGCCCAUGGAGAGAAGACCAGGGACCCCCAGGGUUGCCCAGCAUGCACGCCCACCUGCAGGGCCUGGGACAGCUCCUGUCACCAGCUGAGAGAUGCCUGAAUACUGCUGAGUGCCUUGGCCCCCACCCCCCAACCUGUUUCCCAAUCAGCUUGUAACACGGUGUGCUCCUCACAGCUCCCUGGAUGCCAGUGCCCCGAGGGCAUGGAAGGAAGGGGUUGGUGAGAGGCGUCUGAGCCAGCAUGGCCCCUGCCAGGGGCAUCCUGCAGUCACAGCACGUUGGACUCCUGGGCAGUGUCUCCAGGGGUAGAGGGAGAAGCUCCCACCCAGGCCCCAGGCCUCCAAAUCACCAGGGAACCCACUGUCAUCCCUGAACAGGGAGUUCUCCAGGGCACGAGCGUCGGCCCCUGCCAGGCAGAAGCACGCAGGGCUCCUGGGAACCUGAGUUAACAGAAGGUUUGGGUUGAAUGUGUGGUGUGCGUGCCUGAUGCUCCCAGCCUGGUCACUUCCUGAGGAAUGCUUGCCCUCGGGUUCUGGUGGAAUCCAAUUGGCUGCCAUCACAGAGUCUUUCUCCGCAGAGACAGGUUCUCCCUCGGGCUGUGCCUGCAUGAGGCCAUCGGGUGUGAGGGAGAUUGGGAGGGGGCUGUACCCCUUCAAGGAUGAGGAGACUGAGGCGCAAGCAACUGUCCCACCAUGGGCACCUGCCUGCGAGCGAGCUCUGGGGGUCAGCGGGUGCAGCUGGAGAAGCUGCUGGUGGCUUUUCCAGAGCAGGUGGAGCUGUCAGAGGUCACGCCCUGGCCUGGUCCAGCCCAGCACAACCCAGGGGGCCUGCAGGACACUUGUGACCAGGACAGAGGUUCUCAGGGAGGCCAGAGCCUGAGCAGGGCCGAGGGCUGGCUCUGAGGUCUCAGGCCCCAGGGAGUGGUGAUGAGCUGAGAGGGUUGGUAGCUCCCACUGAGUCCGUGGCUCCUGCCUCGAGACCUCUGACCCGGCAUUGCUGAUGAUGUGAGCACGGCCUGUCCACCAGCCUCCUCUGCCAGCAAGGCUCAGCCACCCCACAGCCAUCCACGUGGAGAGUAGUCGUGUAGGCUCUGUCGGCGCCACCCCCGCGUGGGCGUGGGCAGUGAACAAGGGAGCACCCAGGCUGCUGCUACCUUUAAAACAGCAGCUGGCCCUAGUGAGAGAGACCCCAGGCCCUAGUUACAGACUCCAGGCCCAAGGGGCAGACCCCUGGCCAUAGUGACAGACCCCAGGCCCUAGUUACAGGCUCCCGGCCCAAGGGGCAGACCCCUGGCCGUAGUGACAGACCCCAGGCCGUAGUUACAGGCUUCAGGCUCAAGGGCAGACCCCUGGCCCUAGUGACAGACCCCAGGCCCUAGUUACAGGCUCCAGGCCCAAGGGGCAGACCCCUGGCCCUAGUGACAGACCCCAGAUCCUAGUAACAGGCUCCAGGCUCAAGGGACAGGUCCCGGCCCUAGUGACUGACAGACCCCUGGUCCUGGUGAGCACCCCCUGGCCCAAGUGCGAGACCCCUGUUCCUAGUGACAGAGCCCUGGUCGGUCCUAGUGCCUGGCCCCGCUUACUGAUGCCACAUGGACACCCGGGUUUCCAGCCCCUGGACAGCUCCAUGAUCAGAGGCUGGGGCUGCUGUUUCCCCAGCCCUGUCAAUUCUGUUCUGGCAGGUUUUCUGUAAGUUUGGCUUUGGGCAGUCCAGCGUCCAGUCUGAAGGCAUUUCCCAGGAGAUUCAUUCUGACAAAUGGUGCCCAGGUGAUUUUUCGUGGGGCCUCUUGGGAACAGGGACAGCCCGUGGGGUUGGGGCAAAGGUGGCCUGGGGUGUCUGGGACGAAGCCCCGCCUAGGUGGCCGAGUCCUUGGAGCUGGUGACACACCUGGGACAGGGAUUCCCUGGCCAGCGAGGAUGCUUCGUUCCCUAGGACAGCCACCCUCUGGGGUCUGCCUUUGUCUGCCCCACUCUGGGGUCUGUGGUGCCACCUCUGCCCUCAUCUUCUGUCCUCUCCAAGCCUGUUUUGAAGAUGCCAGUUGGACAACACAGUCUUGCCCACACCCAUGGGUGAGCCCGUAGGCACUGUCCUCCUGACUGCCUGGGGAGGUGCUGCAGGUGUGUGGGAGUGGGGUGGGCUCAGUCUCCAAGCAGGUCCUGGCCCUGGGGGUUGGGGCGUGAGUGGGGUGGGCUCAGCCUCCAAGCAGUUCCUGGCCGGGCCCCACUUGGGCUCCCAUGGGGUUUGGCCAGGGAAGGGGCAUGUGCUGUGAGCAGGCACCUGGGUCGGGGCAGGGCUGGGCACGUCCCUCCUACCAGGGAGGUCCCGGCCAGUGGGAGAGGGUGCAGGUGCACACCUGGAUGCAAGCCACAGGCCUGGGAGCACAGGGCACAGCUGAGAUGGUGGGCACAGGCCUGGGAGUGCAGAGCCACCCCCUGGAGGUUCAGGGCACACACGUGGAGAUGCUGGGUACACACCUGGGAGCUUGUCCUUUGACCCCAGGUGAGCAGUUUGUCUUCCUGGAGUCUCUUCUGCUACACAACCUUCUUUUCCCUCAUGGUGAAAGAGCAGAGCCUCUGGGGGAAACGGUGUGAGGGUCUGCGCCCAGGGCUCAGGUGCGCUGUACCCAGAAAAUGGGAAAGUGGAGGACACCUGUCCAAGGAGAAGCAGCUGGCACAGCUGCAUGCCAUGCUCGGUGGAGAACGCCAAGGUAGAGGCGCUCGCCCAGGCUCGUUGUCCGUCUGACACCUCCUCAUUCUCUUAAAACUAAAUGUAUUCUUAUUACCGUCAUUGUGGAAACAGCACGUGGGUCUAAUGAAGUGAUCCAGACAGUGCAUCUCCCAUCUCCUCUACUCCUGCUCCGUGUUUGUGGCCCGUGUCCUGCUCCUCCAGACCCAGCAGCAGCCUGGCUGUCUUCCCACAGUGGCAUGUCGCACCUAAUUCAUUCUGUCAUUUUUAGUUUAAAAACCUUUUAAAAAAUAUUUUAUUAAACUAAUGCAUGUUUGAGGUAAAACACAAGAACCUAGAACAGUGAAGCUCGGAUGGGCUCUGAGGCGAGUCCCCAUGUGAGACCCCUCAGCACACAGCCCACGCAGAGGCGGGCUUUGGAAGCAUUUCUGGCAGCUGGCGUCUGAGGUCAGCACUGCUCCACCCCUUGGUGCAGAAAGGCCAGGGCUGAGUUGGGACGGGUUCCACUUUUCCCUCCUGAACUGCGAGGGCCUGGUUCUCAGCCCUCCCAAGCACCCAUGGACUCACUCCCGUGUGACGGCCAUGGGUUCCUGCAUCUACUCCUUCUUCUCGGCUGUUGAUGGCUGUCACCCUCGUCUUCCUGGGAAGCCCAGUCACCAAGCACUUCUGCAGGGUGCGUGGCCACGUCUCUGAGCUCACACCCACUGCAGGUGGCCUUGCUCCCCUCAGCCUGAGUGGGACAGUGGACAUGGGUAUCCAAGUCCCAGCCUGAAGCAUUUUUCCUCAGAACAUUUGAAGCCAGUGUCUGUCUUCAGUAGAUCUGGCGAUGGCCUGACCCCUGUUCCUUUCUGCCCCUGGGCCUUGGGUGUGGCCUGUGUGUUCUCGCCAUCUGCACUGCUGCCUCCUGGCUGCGCUGCUGCUGGGACCUCCUGCACGGCCCCAUCCUCCACUUCUCCACCUCUGCUGGGUCCCUCCCGUGCAGACAGCUGCAUGGACACUGCUCCUGCCGGCCCUUUCUCCCUCAGCCACUCACACCAUCUGCUAAUGGGACAGCUCACUCUUCCCUCCAAACCAUGGCCUUGGCUCAAGAGCUUCCUUGUUUCUGGAAUGUUCUUUCCUCCAGCUCCAGGUGUUGGAAUUCUGCCUGGUCUGGGUCUCCUAUUGAAGGACGCCCUCCACUGGGAAGGAUCCUCUUGCCUUCACCACUUGUCUUCACCAACCCCUGCUCCCCUCUUCCUCUUGGGGCUGUUGUGGUUGUUGAUACUUUUUUUUUGUUGUGUUUGACACACUCCUUGUUCUCACCCUCUAACACAGUUCUCAACCACAGCACUUUCAUCCCUGGAGAUGUUUGGCAGUGUCCAGAGGCGUGUUGAUGGUCCCACUGGGGUUGGGGGUGCUGCUGGCACCAGAUGGUAGGGAGAUGCCAGGGGUGCUGCUCCACACCCUAUGGGACACUGCACAGUACACCUGGCCUGCGUCCCCCACAGCGAGAGCUGGCCCUGGGCAGGCGUGGUCCCUGCGGUGUGUGUUGGUUGGGAUCCUCCACAGUGACAGACAAUGUGCUCUGCCCACGUUUCCACAGAGCUCUUUUGCUUAUGGAGCUCACCCCUUUGCAGAGAGCUCAUUUCCCUGUGGUCUUUGGCCUGCAGAAGUAAAAUGAGGGGUGGCCAAUUGCACCCCUGCUGGUUACACAUGGAAAACUCAGGAGCGAGAAUUUUGUGGAGAGCAAGUGAGUCACCUUUCUCUCCAGUGCCACUACUGCGCUUUCGAUGCAGAAUAAUUCAGUAUUUGGCGACUUGAAGUCGGAUGAGAUGGAGCUGCUCUACUCAGCCUACGGAGAUGAGACAGGCGUGCAGUGUGCGCUGAGAUGGACACUCGCUCCGGGAGCCAGUGUUCCAUCACCCCAGAAGCCAUACUCAACAAUGAAGAGCUGGUCUUGCCACCCCGCAUCUCCAGAGUGAACGGCUGGUCGUUACCCCUGCACUACUUCCAGGUGGUGACUUGGGCUGUCUUCGUGGGCCUUUCCUUGGCCACCUUCAGGAUCUUCAUUCCCCUCCUGCCUCCCGCAUGGAAAUACAUCGCCUACGUGGUGACCGGGGGGAUCUUCUCCUUCCACCUCGUCAUCCACCUGAUUGCCUCCUGCAUCGACCCGGCCGACUCCAAUGUCAGACUCAUGAAGAACUAUUCUCAGCCCAUGCCCAUCUUCGACAGAUCAAAACAUGCACACGUGAUCCAGAAUCAGUUCUGCCACCUGUGCAAGGUCACCGUGCCUCAACACCCUCCCCCAGCCUCCCAUUCCCUGCUGGACGCCCUCUCCCCAGGCCACACAGGGCUGGUUCCUCCGAGGCACCUGGCUUCCAGUGAUGGACCUCUGGCCCUGCCCCAACCUGUGCACUUGGGGCCUGACAGGUGUUCCCCAAUUCAUCCCUCCGGGAACAAGAAAACCAAACACUGCAUUUCCUGCAAUAAGUGUGUGUCUGGCUUCGACCACCACUGCAAAUGGAUCAACAACUGCGUGGGAAGCCAGAAUUACUGGUUCUUCUUCAGCACUGUGGCCUCGGCCACAGCUGGCAUGCUCUGCCUGAUCGCCAUCCUGCUGUACGUCCUCGUCCAGUACCUUGUGAACCCCAGGGUGCUCCGCACGGACCCCAAGUAUGAAGAUGUCAAGAAUAUGAACACGUGGCUGCUGUUCCUCCCUCUGUUCCCGGUGCAGGUGCAGACCCUGAUAGUCGUGAUCAUCGGGAUGCUCGUGCUCCUGCUGGACUUUCUUGGCUUGGUGCACCUGGGCCAGCUGCUCAUCUUCCACAUCUACCUGAAGGCCAAGAAGAUGACCACCUUUGAGUAUCUAAUUAAUACCCGCAAAGAAGAGACUUCAAAACAUCAAGCAGUGAGGAAAGAUCCAUACUUGCAAAUGGACAAAGGAUUUCUCCAGCAAGGAGAUGGCGCCCUGGGCUCAUCUGCACAGGGAGUCAAGGCCAAGAGCUCCCUGCUGAUUCACAAGCACUUAUGUCACUUCUGCACUUCAGUAAACCAGGAUGGGGAUUCGACGGCACGGGAAGGGGAUGAAGACCCGUGUCCAUCUGCACUUGGAGCCACGGCCAGGAACUCCCUGCUGAUUUGCAGGCGCCUGUGUCAGUUCUCCACUCGUGUACACCCAGACGGGGGAUCGAUGGCACAGGAAGCAGAUGAUGCCCCGAGUACAUCUACACCUGGGCUGCAACAAGAAACAACAGAGCCCAUGAAAACUGACAGUGCUGAAAGUGAAGACUGAGAUUCAGGAGCUGAGGUGCCCCUGUGAUCCAGGUCUUCCACCCUGAAACCCCAUCCUCCAUCAAGGUCCUGCCUGUAGAGUCUACCUUGCAAAGCCUCCUGUUCCUACCCAUGCUACAGGCCAGGAACCAGAGCCCAUCAUCUCAGAGGCCCCUGGAUGUCCUUUGAAGGAACCAGGACCCUCAGAGCCCAGCAUCCAUCUCUGUCAUCAUCUUCAUCACACCCAAAGAAGAGCCAGCCUUGCAGGAGGGUUUACAUCUCCAGGAUGAUGGGCUGCCAGCAGCUGCAGAGGAUGCAGCCACCUGCUUAACUGUGCUUUCCAGCCAGCCAGCCAGCUGCAGGGCCUCUUGCUGCUUAAGAGCUGAUGGGCUGGGCAUGUUGGCUCACACCUGUGAGCACAGUACUGAGAAAUGGGAGCACAGUACUGGGAAAUGGGAGCACAGUACUAGGAAAUGGGGGCUCACAGCACUGCAAAAUGGGAGCACAGUAUUGGGAAAUGGGAGCACAGUACUGGGAAAUGGGAGCACAGUACUGGGAAGUGGGAGCACAGUAUUGGGAAAUGGGAGCACAGUACUGGGAAAUGGGAGAACAGUACUGUGAAAUGGGAGCACAGUACUGUGAAAUGGGCAUACGGUACUGAGAAAUGGGAGCACACAGUACUGGGAAAUGGGAGCAUAGUACUGGGAAAUGGGAGCCCACAGUACUGGGAAACGGGAGCUCACAGUACUGGGAAAUAGGAGCACAGUACUGGGAAAUGGGAGCAUAGUACUGGGAAAUGGGAGCACAGUACUGGGAAAUGGGAGGAUAGUACUGGGAAACCCCAGGCCUGGAUUCUGAGUUUUUCAGCCUAGCCCAGACUUCUUAUCUUAGUAGACAAAAAGAGUCAAUACCAGAGAAGCAGAGGCAUCCUCUGUAUUUUAAUGAACUCUGCAUUUUAGUCUGUUUAGUAGUCAUAUUUUAAAAGAUAAUCAGUUUUCCACAUAUAUCUGUAAGUUACUACGUGCAUUGGGCUGUUUUUGUGUUUCUGUAAAGAAAUACCUGAGGCUGGGUAAUUUAUUUAAAAACAUAGGUUAAACUGGCUCACAGUUGUGCAGGCUGUACAGGAAGCAUGGUGCUGGCAUCUGCUUGGCUUCCGGUGAGGCCUCAGGAAGCUUCCGUCAUGGCUGAAGGUGGGGUGAGAGCCAACACAUCAUGUAGUGAGAGCAGGAGCAAGAGAGAGUGGUGGGGUUGAGGGACGCCAACAUCUUUAAAUGACCAGAUUUCAAGUGAACUACCAGAGCAAGGACUCACUCAUCACCAAGGGGAUGGCACUAAACUAUUUAUGAGGAACCUGCUCCCAUGAUUCAAACACCUCCCACCAGGCCCCACCUCCAACACUGGGGACUACAUCUCAACAUGGGAUUUGGAGGGGACAAACCUCCAAGCUAUAUCAUUCCAUCCCUGGUCCCUCAAAUCUCAUGUCCAGCUCACCUUGCAACAUAUAAUCAUCCCUUCUCAAUAGUCCCUGAAAGUCUAAACUCAUUCCAGGAUCAACUCAAUCAAAAAUGCCAAGUCCAAAGUCUCAUCUGGAGAUGAGUUCCUUUCACCUACGAGCCUGUGAGAUCAAAAACAAGUGAUUUACUUCCCAGAUACAAUGGAUACAAUGAUGGUACAGGCACUGGGUAAACAUACCUAUUCCAAAAGGAAGAAAUUGGCCAAAAGAAAGAGGCUACAGGCCCCAAGGAAGUCUGAAACUCAGCAGGGCAGACAUUAAACCUUAAAGUUCCAAAAUAAUCUCCUCUGACUCCGUGAGGCACACUGGUGUGAGGCGUGGGCUCCCAGGGCUUUGUACAACUCCACCCCUGUGGCUUUGCAGGUUGUAGCCCCUGCAGCCAAUCUCCUGGGUUAGAGUUGAGUACUUGUGGCUUUUCCAGGCUGAGGUUGCAAGCUGCCAGUAGAUCAAACAUUCUGGGGUCUGGAGGGCAUAAGCCCUCUGCCGACAGCUCCACUAGGUAGUGCCCUGGUGGGGAGUCUGUGUGGGGCUCCAACCCUACAUCUCCUCUCAGCAUUGCCCUCAUAGGGUAUCUCUGUGAGGGCUCUGCUGCUGCAGCAGGCUUCUGCCUGGGCACCCAGGUUUUCCCACACAUCCUCUGUAAUCUAGGGGGAAGCUGCCAAUGCCCCUUCACUCUUGUGUUCUGUGUUCCUGCAGAUUUCACACCACUUGGGAGCCAGCAAGGCUUACCCUCUAGAGCAGCAGUCCACACUGUACCUGGAGACUGUUGAACCACCACUGUAGCUGAAGAAGUUGGGAUACAGGGACCAGUGUCCCGAGGCUGCACAGGGCAUCAGGGUCCUAGUCCUGGCCCAUUAAGCCAUUCUUUUCUCCUAGGCCUCUGGGCCUGUGAUGGGAGGGGCUGCUGUGAAGAUCUUUGAAAUGUCUUCAAGGUCUUUUUCCCAUUGUCUUGGAUAUUAGCACUUGGCUCCCUUUUAGCCACGCAAAUCUCUCUAGUAAGUGGUUGUUCUGCAGCCUGUUUGGAUUCCUCUCCUGAAAACAUUUUUUUCUUUGUCUACCAUGUGGCUAAGCUGCAAAUUUUCCAAACUUUUACAGCCUGCUUCCUUUUAGUAUAAAUUCCAACUUUAAGUCAUUCAUUUGCUCCCCUAUCUGAUGAUAGGUUGUUGGAAGCAGCCAUGCCACCUCUUGAAUGUUUAGCUGCUUAGAAAUAUCUUCUGCCAGAUACCCUAGGUUAUGAUUCUUAAGUUCAAACUUCCACAGAUCACUAGGACACAAAUAUAAUGUAGCCAAGCUCUUUGCCAAGGCACACAAGGGUGACCUUUGCUCCAGUUCCCAAUAACUUCCUCAUUUCCAUCUGAGAUCUUGUCAGCCUGGCCUUCAUUAUCCAUAUUUCUAUCUGCAUUUUGGUUCCAACCACUUAUUAAGUCACUAAGUUCCAAACUUUCUCUCAUCUUUCUGUCUUCUUCUGAGCCCUCUAAAGUCUUCCAACCUCUGCUCAUUACCCAGUUCCAAAGCUGCUACCACAGUUUCAGGUAUCUUUAUAGCAAUGUCCUGCUCCUCAGUGCCAAUUUUCUGAAUGAACCCAUUUUUGCAUUGCUAUAAAGAAAUACCUGAACCUGGGUAAUUUCUGACAAAAGGCCUGAAUCCACAGGUAUAUGAGGAGUAAUUCAUGACAAGCUGCACAAAUAAAAAUAAGAAAUCCAGGCCUAAAUACAUUGUAGGGUAAGGUGGAACACAAAAGAAAAUGUAACUUUAAAAAGCAGAAAGAAACAACAAAUCAUCCACAGAAGAAAUGCAGUUAGACAGCAGAUGUAUUAAUCAUAAGAACAGUAGCUAGGUAAAUAAUACUCACAAAGUGUGACAAAAAAAAAAAAACAACUUUUGAUCUGGAAUUAUG